GUACACUCACAGUUCCUUUGACCUCAUUUUGAGGGGUUUUACUAGGUAUUUUGCCAUUGUUGCUUCAUUAUUUGUACUUUCACAUGUUCGAGUCUUCACACCGCUAUGGUAGGGCUCCUUCUACGGACGCUUGCUCAGGGGAGAUGCUUGUGCUCCAGCGUGAAAGCAGACAACUCUACACUGGUGAAUCCCACCUUCCUCCGCGACAAGAAAGCUGUUUGCUUGACGGGAAACAGAGCAGCUUAUUACUUUCUCCCUGGCUCCGGAGAUGCCCUCAACAACUGGCUUGUUUUUCUUCCGUCAGGUGGCUGGUGCGAGAACUUCACCUCAUGCGUGGAAUACAAUUUGUCCCACGGCACCGGUACACCAUCCCAUCCAUCUCCAGCAGACAUUUUUUCGGGUAUCUUAAGCAGCCAGAAACUGGAAAACCCAGAUUUUUACAACUGGAACAGAAUCUACGUAAGAUACUGUGAUGGAUCCUCUUUUACCGGGAAUUCCAAAAAAUUUCAAAAUGAUACGAUGCUCUAUUUUCGUGGGGCAAGGAUUUUCAAAGCAGUUACGAAAGAGCUGUUGGAAAAGGGAAUGGGAUCUGCUACUAAUGCUCUUCUAGCCGGGGAGUCAGCGGGUGGCGUUGCUACAAUGCUUCACUACGACAAAUUUCGAGCUCUCUUUCCAAACUCUACUCGAGUGAAGUGCCUCUGUGAUGCAGGAUAUUUCUUUUUCCUGCGAAGAGGCACAACUAUGGGAACCAUAGCCACUUUUUAUCCAUCUUUCAAGGAUUAAUCCAUAUGCAUCGGUCUAGCAAGGCAUUGCCGAGAUCAUGUACCCAAGAAUUAAGUCCAGCAUUGGUACAAGUUUAUUA
This is a messenger RNA of Cuscuta campestris, 862 nucleotides long. Lineage: Eukaryota; Viridiplantae; Streptophyta; Magnoliopsida; Solanales; Convolvulaceae. The record is from the annotation of a GenBank genome assembly.